Molecule: messenger RNA, 5928 nt
Organism: Hydra vulgaris (swiftwater hydra)
Lineage: Eukaryota; Metazoa; Cnidaria; Hydrozoa; Anthoathecata; Hydridae
Source: RefSeq, a predicted model, not a curated record
UUUGCAUACCAAAGUGAGCUGCUGAGAAUGCAACAUUUUUAAUAAAUCCACAUAAAAAAUUGUAUGUAAACCUAAACCAAAUUGGGAUACCUUUUAUAACAUGGCUAAAGACAAAAAACAGAUUUUUAUGAAAACAUGAGUCGAAUAGUAUUUAUAACUUUGUUAUGGUUGUCUAAAGGAAAAAGCGAACGUGAUGGUAUUGGUGUGGUCCGAGAAUUAUGGUCACAUGUCCAUGGAACCUCCCUUCAAAAUUUAAUCGCAGAUUCAAGAUUUCCUCAUCAACCAACUAACGUAACGCUCCUACAAGAUUUUGAUGCACCAAUUGAUUCAACUUCAGAAGACAUUGGACAAAGAAUAAAAGGUUACUUUCUCGCGCCAACAAAUGGUGGUUAUAGGUUUUACAGUAGUUGCAGUGGUUCUUGUGAGGUGUUUCUUGGUUUCAACGACAUGGAAGGAGAAAGUAAUAGAAUCAUUAAACAACACAGGCCUUCUCACCACAACGAGUUUUUCAGCUUUCCCGAUCAAAAGUCACGCAUAGUUGCCCUUGAAAAAGGCAAAAGAUACUAUUUAGAAGCAAUUGGUAAAAACAGCAAAGAUGUUGAUCAUUUAAGCGUUGGAGUUGAACUGCCUGACGGACAAAAAGUUCUUCCAAUUACUUCAAAUUUGCUCAGAAGAAAUAAAGAUCCAAAGCAAGACGAUGCAAACAAGCAAAGACAAGAUUUUGACACAAUAGUCGAACUUGGGAAUGCUAAAAUAAUUGUACCACACAAAUCAAAUAAAAAAAUUAGCCUGGAAGCUCAAGCUGAAGAAAAUGAACCUGGUUUAGUUAGAGGAAUAAAGGAAGAUGCUCUUACUUUAGAAAUUGGCUUUGAAAAUAAUGAAACUAUGGAAAACGAUAUCCAGUCACAAACAAAAUUUUCUAAAGAAAAACCUAAAAAACCUGAAGUUAAGGUUGAAGAAGUUUCUUUUGACACUGAUAACUUGCAAAAAACUAAUAAAAGUAUUUCAAAAACAAUAGAUGAAUCUAAGGAGAAUUUGGAAAAACCUUUUUUAUACAAAAUUCCCACUAAUAAAAACAAUAAUGAAUUUACUGUGAUAUUGCCAAACGAAAUUCCUGCACUUUCAAAAAAGUCAAAAGAGAAUGAACCACAGAAAUCAAAAAACAUUAUCAAAACAAAUACAUCUAUUAAGAAUUUCGGCGUAAUACGAAGUCCUAAAAACGAUAAUGAAAUAAGAAACAUUGAAAAUGACGACGUAUUAGGAACACUCCAAAAUAAAUUAAUUGCUUUCGGUCAUAAAUUGUCAAGCAUUAAAAAAAAGAAAAUCCAGAACUUGAAGAAUAUUCGGAAUGUGUCAAAACUAAACUACAACAACGACGACGACUUUCAAUUAAUGGCAGUCAAGCAUAGCGAUUCGGUAAUUAAAACUUCCGUGAGUUCAAAAGAAUCUCGACUUGUCGACCAAAAAAAUUUAUUAAAAAAAGAUCCAAUGGAAUUUACUUUAUUGACAAAACAAAGGGAAUUUUUUCCUUCCGAUGUAAAAGCAAAAAUAAAAAAUAAAGGUACAAUUGAUUACACGCCAAUAAAAAGAGAAACCUCUAACUUAAAUUCGAAAAAAAAACCAGACAUCAUCAAAGUAGAAUUUAUACCGGAUGAAGAAACUAUUGAAAUUGUAAAUGGAAGUAAAAUAGAAAACCCUAAAAAAGCAGGAACCGUUCGUGUUCAAUUUAUACCUGGUGAGGUUGUGGAAAAGAAAAAUUCAAACAAUAGUAUAAAAAAGCAAACAUCAGAAAAAUCAGAAAAAGAAAAUGAUGGAGAUAGACUAACAAAUAAUGCAGAUGAGAAUGAUGAUGAAACAAUGCACAAUGAAAUAGUUGAAAUAAAAAGUGAAAAUAAAAACCUAAAAAAGCAAGAAGAAAUGAAGACUCAAAUGAUGCAACAAAACGAUGAAAAUGGUCAAACGCGGCAUAAGAAAAAACAUAAAAGCGUUAACGGUUAUGAAGCAAAUCCUUUAUUACCAGAAAAGAUAAAUUUAGCUACUUUAUCAGGAGACAAAGAUAAAAAAGCACCACUUACAAUACAAUCUCCAUUAACUACAGAAGGUAGUAGUACACCAAAUAAAGUAGUAAAUGAAGGUAAAAAUCGAGGCCCUAUUCCAAUAGAUGGUAUUGAAAAUCUUACAGAAGAACAUAUUGAUCCUCCACUGACUGCUCUUGGUGAAAAAUUUAAGGAUCUUAUUCCGCCUGAACAGAAAAUGAUGUUAGGAAAUAACUUGGAUAACAUUGAAAAAGCUAAUAACCCACCUCUACCAAGAGCAGGUCUUGCCUCUGAUCCGGACCGUGUAUUUGUAGGAGGUGAUGUUGUUCAAUCACCUCAAGGACAAGUAUCUCAUCAAGAUGAUCCAGAUCCAAAUCCUACCCAUAACGCACCAUCAGAUCCUGUUGGUGGGCAAGGACCAGUUGUUAACCCAGUAGCUGGUCAUUUACUUAGUGCUUUAAACCAAAAUGCUGUAACUCCUGAAGAAGCAUUGCAAAUGAUGAAUGACUUUAUAUCUGGAAAUCAAGAUAUGCAAAAAGCAGCUUCAAUAAUGGACGGAAUGUUGGGGAAAAUAUCUGCUCAAAGAAAACAAAGCAAUAAGUUAUUAGGAAGAGAAAAUCAUUUUAUGGAAGAUGUGAAUAAAGUAAAUACAGAAAUAGAGCCUGGUUUCGCAGACCCAUCUUUGAUGAAAAUGUUUCCUGAAAAAUUUAGUGGAACACAUUCAAAUGUAGGAAUGUUAAAUGAUCCAUUUAACAACGAUCAUCACAUUAGCGCUAAUCAAAAACCCAUUGGAGUAGAACCUAUGUCUUUUGGAAUAGAAGCCAAUCCUUUAAGAGACCGAAAUGUUGCAGAUAAUCUUGAUGAAAUAGCAGGAAACCGACUAGGAAAUUAUAUGAAUCUUGCAAGUGACAGUCCAAGUUAUAUAGCAAACAACAGAAAUGGCAUGUCUUCAUCAGGAACAAAUUUUAAUGAUGGUCAUAGUAAAAAUUAUCUAAACGAACCAAAUAGUUUUCUUGGACAAAAUAACAAUGCUAUGGAAAAAAGUUUUGAUUACGGUUAUAACAAUCCUUUAUUUGAAAAACCACAAGCAAUCGAAUCUAAUGAAAUAAAUAACUUUGAUCAAAAUGGUUAUAAUGAAUUUCACAAAGACCAGAAUCUAUUAAAAUCCUAUGAAGAAAGUCCGACUUAUAGAUCACAAGAAAGUCCUACUUCACAAGUUAACACCGAAAUACGGUUUAAUUCAGACUUAACGGAUAACUUGUUUCAUAAAAAUGGAUUAGAGACAUUUUCAAAUAUUGAAUCAACCAGAAGAAAAUCGGCAACGACAGGUUUUGAUAGAACAGAGCAAGAUAAUUUUCCAAACCUUAUGGGAGAUUUAGCAUCUGGAAACAUUCAUGUAGACAUUCCUAAUGGAAAUGGAAUGCGUGAGCCGGUUCACAAUGACUUUCACAAUGAUGGUGUCAAUGACGAAUGGAAAUCAAGAGAAAAUCUUCAUCAAGAAGAAUACCAAAAAUCAAAUGAUCAAAACUUUGCUCGAAAAUAUUUGACACCAAGUCCUAUUCAAGUAAAAAGUGAUGAAAAUAAUAACUUACAAGGAAUGUCUAAAGGAGGUCUAGAAAAAAAUAAACAUGCGCUUGCAGACAUGUACACCGAUUCAAUUUUUCCUGAAGACUUUGAAGACAUUCAAUCACUUAAAGGUGAUUUACAGGGACAAACGUUGACGUCUUAUGACCGGCCUCAACAGCAAAAACAGAUUAAAACAAAGAAAGGAAGUUUUAUCCGUUCGGAGUUAAAAGCUUCUUAUCCUUUAGAAGCCUCUGCUCUUGGUGGGAUGUGGGGAGCAGGCGAAGCCCGAUCGACUGUGCCUAAAUCAAAGAUUCCUACAAAAAGACAAAGUGUGGCAAAAAAGAAUUUAAAUUAUAAGAAAAAAUUAUCAAACAAAACAAAAUCAAAUAAAAAGUUUCUUCGCCGUGAAAGACGAGAAGAACGGAGUUUAAAUAAAAAUAUUUUGUUAAACACCUCAUUAAUACCACGCAAACAUUUGCUUUAUAACGGAUUUAGUGAAAAUACUUUUAAAAAUAUUGUUCAAGAUUCAAACGUUUUAAAAAUCGAAUAUCCAGUUAAUUAUUUAAAAUCUUCAAAAAACAAUAUUUCAACUUCCACUGCUUUAAAAAGCGAAGUUGUCAAAGAUUCGGAUUUACAAAAUGGUCAAAACAAAUUGAAAAACCAAAAAACUGACAAAAACACUAUUAUUGACAGUACAAAAUUAAACAGCAAAAUUAACAACGGGUAUAAAUAUUUGCAACACAGCAACAUAAAAAGCGUUUUUCGAAAAAUUGAAAGAACCAAGAACAUCACGCUUAAUCAAAAAGGUGAGUUAAAUUCUUUCUACAACCAAAGAAAAGGUGUGGAGGGUAUAAAAAAAGGCGUUGAAAAUAUUCAAAAAACAGCUAAUGCAAAUAAUCAUAAAUUAACUUUAAAAGAAUCUUCAUUUGAAAAAACUAACUUAACAAAUAAUAAUAUAAAUCUAUCUAUAAACUCACUUACCUCUACGGAUAUUUCAAGUGAUACUUCCUUGUAUCCGGACAAAACAGAUUGGGCAGAUAUUCAGGUUGAUAACGCAGAUGAUCUCAAAGGUGUAGAUAAGAUUGCAGAGAAAGUUGCAGAGAGCCAAAGUAACAUUGUAAAAGUAAAUUACACAAACAAAAUUGUAAAUCCAAUGCAAGUCAAACUAAUUCUAAAAAAAGUUCCUUUAAAAACAAGUCAAACAUUUAACUUGACAAAAAUAGAAAACCCAGUUGUUAACCAAACGCUUAUAAAAAAUCCUAAGUCUUUAAAUGGAACAAAAAGUAGCAAACAGCUAAAACCAUUAAAAACUGCGUUUGCAAUAAAAUAUGAGGGAAAACCUUCAAGUGCAAAACUACUUCAAACAAAUCACACUAACCAUGAAAACGCUCCAAUUAAUUUUGAUACUAAUGAUAACUUACUAACCAACUCAUACAAACCUGGCAUGCAAGUAGAAGAGCUUGAUCCAAAUCAAUCAACAGAAGUAAGCGAUAAAGGUCUACGUGAACUCAUGAGAGAGUUGAAAGAUGUUUUGUACAGACUUCGUCAAUAUAAAUUAAAAGCAAAAAGGCUUCAUCAAAGUCACCAUAGAAACCGAAAUCGAAACUAUUAUAUAAAUAAUGUAUACCAAGAAAGAAUGCCUUUUAUUGGGGAAACUCUGAAUAAUCAAGGACUAUUGCGGUUGCCAGAAAGAAAACCGUUUACUGGAGAAGCAGCUCUCAGCAACCAAGCCUUGUCACGUUUGCAAGGAAUCGAUCGCGGAGAAAUUGAGUCAGCAAUAGCUUCACUCAAUGAGCCAGUUCAACAUCCAGUAGUAAAAGACAUGGAUAUAGAAAAUUAUCUUCAAGAAGUGUAUGAUCCAGGAAUGCGUGGGUUUGAAGGACCAUUAGGAAGGAUAGAAUCAUCUCCAACAAUAAAAGAUGAACCUAUAUCAAACGCAGGUGUUUAUCCAGAUAUGGAGGAACUUUCUUCUUUUGAUAAUUCAUAUGAAAACAAUUCCGGUUCAUAUUCAAAACGUGAAACAUUACCACGCGUGAAAAACUUGAAACAUUACCACACGUAAAAAUAUUCAAAACGUGAAACAUUACCACACCUGAAAAUAGAAAAAAAGGAAAACAAAUCCCUUAAAUAUUUGCAGUUGAGUUAAACUAAAAAGGAAUUAAAAGGUAUAAGAAUACAAAGAACAACUAUACAUAAUUAUGCAAUUAUGCAAUAGAAACAACAAUUUAUUAUUAUACAAUAAAAACAGCAACUUUUAUGCAAUAAGCAUAGCGAUGCAGCAUUUUGCAAUAAAAUAAUACAAGCAAAAAGAGACUUGUUUUUGUAA